GUGCAAUGGGAAAAAGUAAAACGCGGGCUGUUUGAAUAAUGGCACCUUUCCAAAGACAGGUACAAGGAGUGGUACUCCUUAUAUUUCUCUUCUCGAGGCCUUAUUUAAUAGAAUCACAGACCUACAGGGAUUUCCCAAAGCUUUUUAAUGCUGCACAGUUCAAGCCAAUCUCAACCACACCAUCAGGUUCAACAUGUGGAAUACCUUCUCGCAGUGCCUAUUGUAAAAGUUCUGUAUAUGAGAGCUCAUUGAGCCGUUGUUUUCAAGACUUAUGUGAACAGGAUUGUCCUCGGAGAACUUCUCUGCCUUCUUAUAGUAACCUUCUUCUGGCUUCCAAUUUUGGAGAUUGUGUUCAUCGGGACACUGUGAAUGUGCGUCCAGGGAACUCCAGCGAGGAUUUUUCUUCUGUAUUCAACAAUGGGCCCCGCUGCUACCUGACUCCUCUGCAGACUUCGGAGCUGGGUACUGAGGAUGGAGUUCGUAUGUUCACGUUAGCCGUGUGGAUAUGGCAGGAGACGGGGAAUGAAGGGACAAUUUAUCAGAAAGUGGGUGACAAUUCAAAAACAAUUCUUCAAGUGCGUGUUAGCAGCUCCAACAUCCACAUCUAUUACAGUACCAGCAGUGGAUUUUACCAUCUCAAGUCCCUGGAUUCUAUACCAGCAGAGACCUGGACUCACCUGGGAAUACAGGUCUAUGGUACUGCUCUUAGUGUCUUCCUGAAUGGUCUGGGUGUGGGUUUUGCUGCCAGUGAUACCUACACGUUAGCAGGACAGAUCCAUAAUGGGACAGCCACAGAAGUCAGAGUGGGACAAGCUGUGAAUGGUUCAGACCAAUUUCUAGGCCGUCUCCAAGGAUUCAGGUUUUACCCCGUCACUCUCACUAACAGAGAAAUAGAGGAGGUUUCCAGUGGCGUGUUACCUUCUGUUCAUCUCCAGACUGCCUGUCGGUGUCCCCCCUCACACCCUCGGGUCAAGCCUUUCAGGAGCAGGUUCUGCAUAAAGAAUGGGGUUCCAGACAACACAAUAAACCAAGUUCUCAGGCUGAACAAUUAUUCACACCCCUUGGAGUUUCUCAAUGAUGGUGACGGUAACAGCAUCUGGGUGUCAUCUUUCUUAGAUGAUGUGACCAUCACAAUAGACCUUCAAGAUGAAUUUCAGGUUUUCUAUGUAGUUCUCCAGUUCUACAGUCCCCUGCCCACCACUGUCACCAUAGAGCGUAAGAGAGCAGGGAGCCCUGUGUGGGAGAGAUGGCAGCUGUAUGCCAGUGACUGUAAUGCAGUGUUUAGUCUGGACAACAAUGGCCCUCUGCCCAGUCCUACCUCUGUCAACUGUCUGCAGUUUGGCUCGAGCAGCCUCCCAUUGCCUUUAUCCAAGGGGAAUGUCACAUUCAAUCUGCUGGCCCCCGAACCUGUCCCCAGACCAGGACAUAAUGACUUCUACAACACACCAGACUUGUACCAGUUUGUCAAGGCGUCACAAGUGAGAGUCAGACUCCAGGGCCACUUUAAUGUGACACAGAGCAGGCACCGCUACUAUGGACUGCAGGAGUAUAUAGUCACUGCCAGAUGCCAGUGCCAUGGUCAUGCUGAGGACUGUGAUACCUCCACCAGCCCUUAUAGAUGUAACUGUUUACUGGACAGCCACACAGAGGGCAAUAAGUGUGAGCGGUGCCAGCCCCUGUAUAAUGACAAGGCCUUCACAGUGGGGGAUCAGCUCAACCCUUACAACUGUAAACCAUGUCAAUGUUACAACCAUGCUUCAUCCUGUGUGUAUAACAGGACCCUGGACCCCUACCCUGAGGAGCACAACAGGGGAGGAGGGGGAAUGUGCAUCAACUGCCAACACAACACCAGAGGACAGCACUGUGAUCGCUGUAUUGUGGAGUUCUAUAGACCAUUGGGUAAAAGUUUGUUUGAUGUAGAUGUGUGUUCUCCUUGUGGCUGCUAUGCUGGGGGAGUUCUCAAUGGGAACAUGGACUGUGAGAAGGAGGGAGGGCAGUGCUACUGUAAAGACUAUGUAGGUGGCAGGCAGUGUAGUGAGUGCAAGGCAGGGUACUUCAAUCUCCAGCCCAGCAGUGACGUAGGCUGUGAGGCAUGUAACUGUCACACUGAUGGUACUGUGGGUGGAAGCAUUAGUUGCCAUGCCACCACAGGGCAGUGUAACUGCAAGGCUAAUGUUAGAAACUUGAAAUGUGAUGCCUGUAACUUUGGCUUCUUCAACCUGACUUCUACAAACCCUGAUGGCUGCAGCCCAUGCAACUGUGACCCCCUGGGCUCCAAUGACCAGUACUGUGACCCCACCACUGGCCAGUGCAGGUGCAAGGACAAUGUGGUGGGAAAACAGUGUGACCGCUGUAGUGACGGCUAUUACGACUUUGAGGGAGGCUGCAAGCCUUGUGGGUGUGACGUCCAGGGAACGGUGCCCAAUACCAUGUGUGACAAGGUCACUGGUCAGUGUGUGUGCAAGGCCAAUGUGGAAGGGCGCAGCUGUGACCAGUGUAAAGAAGGGUUCUUUGACUUUGGAAGAGAUGUAUCUGUGGGCUGCUCCAGUUGUGACUGUAAUCUUGCUGGCACUCUGAACAGCUCCAGCUUGUGUGACAAGGCCAGUGGCAACUGUGAGUGUAAGAGCAAUGUUCAGGGCAGGACUUGUAACCAGUGUCGUGGAAACACGUGGAACCUGAACCUGACCAAUCCUGAUGGGUGUGAGUCAUGUGAUUGUGAUGUCACGGGCACACAGGAAGGCAAUGAGAAACCGCCCAAUGAACUGACAUGUGACCAAAACUCGGGGCAGUGCACCUGUCUGUCACAGCGGAGGGGGAGAAGGUGUGAGGAAUGUGAAUCUGGUUGGUACAUCAACAACGUCCCUGGUGGUGGCUGCCUGAACUGUGACUGUCAUCGGCAAGGUGCUAUCACUGGAACUGUGUGUAAUUCUGUCACUGGGCAGUGCCAGUGUAAAGCACAGGGGUCAGGGGUCACAGGAAGGAGGUGUGACACCUGUCAAGACAAGUACUAUAAUUUUGACCCUGGAAGAGGAGAAUGUGAGCCAUGUCGCUGUAACCCAGCUGGUAGUUUGAAUGACACAUGUCAUGCUAUGACAGGGCAGUGUGAAUGUAAGGAGUUUGUCACCUCCCUCAAGUGUGACCAGUGUAAGCCAGACUCCAGUGUACUAGAGGCCGAAAACCCUUAUGGCUGCAGUAAAACGCCUCAGCAGCAGCCACCGCCAACCUAUAUGGUACUGAAUGCCACGUCUCUACGUAUCAUGUGGGGUCCACCCGACUAUCCCAAUGGGGUCAUCCUCACCUACUUCCUGUUUAGAGAUGGGCAGCAGGCUGCAGCCCUGGACCCAAAUGUAACCCAAGUGCUGGAGUACAAUGACACAGGCCUGGUUCCCUUCACAGACUAUGCAUACUAUGUCCAGGCAGUGAACAGACAUGGUCUGGUACAGAGCCCAGAGGCUGUCUUCAGGACACCUGAAGGUCCACCACAGGGCAGAUUUGACCUCAUGGUCAGUAAUGUCCUGGUAAACACAGCUGACAUGAGGUGGACGCGGCCAACUGACCCUAAUGGCCUUGUUCUCCUCUUUACCCUGACCUCAGUGACCCCCUCUAACCCUGAUGUUCCUCUGGUACACUUCAACAAAUCAGAGGAAUUUGAGACCCAGCUGACGGACCUUAUCCCCUACACCAACUAUACCUUCACCAUCACAGCAUGUAACCUGGGCGGGUGCCUGAGCGCCACCCCAGUGUGGGCAGUGACCAGGCAGGCCGCACCCACUGGACAAGGGUCACCUAAUGUCACAGCCAUCAGCAGCACUGCGUUCUAUGUGGAAUGGAAACCACCUGCUUUGGCUAAUGGUAUCAUCAUCUUCUAUGAGCUGUGGAUGCAAGGUAUCCUGCAACCUGAUGGAUCACGUAACCCUCCCCUCAGCCGAAUCUUCCACCCUGCAGGCCAGUACAACCCUCGGCCCACUGUCACCCCCCAGGAAAAUGCUCUGGUCCCCCCUAGCACCAACUUCACGGUGACGGGACUUGAGCCUUACACGGAGUACGAGUUCCUGGUGCUGUCACAAAAUGAUAUUGGGAAGGCCUCCAGUCCGUGGGUUGUGGCAAGGACUCUGGAAGCAGUGCCCCUCUCCAUGCCUCCCCCAGUGAUAUCUCCUGUCUCCAGCAGUCAGCUGAAUAUCACAUGGACUUCCCCUGAGGAGAGACAAGCCAGGGGGAUUAUUGUCCAAUACAGGAUAUAUGAGAGAAAAGUGACCAAUUUGACACAAAAUCCCUUUGCUCCUCCAUACUAUCAAGAGUUAGUACAUACUGCCCCAGGAACUUCCGAGUUCUUUCUCCAUGGUGGUCUAGCGCCGUACUCGUACCAUGAGUACAUGGUGGAGGCCUGUAAUAGUCACCACGUGGCCAAGGCAAGCCAAGUGUGA
This is a messenger RNA of Lingula anatina, 4424 nucleotides long. RefSeq names its product usherin-like. Gene Ontology annotation, molecular function: protein binding. Lineage: Eukaryota; Metazoa; Brachiopoda; Lingulata; Lingulida; Lingulidae. The record is from RefSeq and is a predicted model, not a curated record.